Molecule: messenger RNA, 2278 nt
Organism: Theobroma umbraticum
Lineage: Eukaryota; Viridiplantae; Streptophyta; Magnoliopsida; Malvales; Malvaceae
Gene: SDS
Product: Cyclin family protein
Biological process (GO): mitotic cell cycle phase transition
Molecular function (GO): cyclin-dependent protein serine/threonine kinase regulator activity
Source: RefSeq, a predicted model, not a curated record
CUUAGCUUCAACUCCACACUCUACACUCUGUAUUACACACUGCACCAUCUCUCUCAAUUCAAACAUCUAAAUCCAAACAAAACUUCCAAUUCAAAAAUCAAAAUCUAAGCAAAAUCACUGAAAAUGAAAUCGAAGAUCAAAUCAUCGAAGAACAAAAAGACUGAACCAGCAGCUGAGACGACGAUGUUUAUAAAGAAGAAACUCCGUUCAAAGCGACCUCGAAGAAGGCGUUCUCAGAUCGCUCCAUUUGUUCUCCAAAAGCGAACGACUCUCUCCGUUGAUUCCAGUUCCUGCUCUUACUUCGACGCCAAUGAAGUUUCUUGCAAUUCGAGCCGAGUUUCAACUCCGAAGAAGAGGAAGUUUGGUGAAAUCCAAGGUGGCUAUGGAGCUAAAAAUCAAGGAUAUGAUGAAAUUGGAGGUUCGCAGUUUAGGAGGAUCACGAGAUCGUAUUACAAGAAGGAAAGAGAAGCGAAAGGAAAUGAAGUCGAAGUGAGUGAAUCUUCUUGCGUUGAAUCCAAUUCUGGUGCUGAUUUUCGUGUUUUUGGUGAACCAAGUUCUAAGUUGAAGAGACGAAGCGAAUAUUUGAAGGAAAUUGAGAAAAACGACGCGGUUUCGGUUUCUCUGGAAGCCGUUACGCGAUCGGAUAUUUCAUGCGUCGAGCUGAUUCCUCAUGAAACCACAAAACUCUUAUCGGAGAAGAAAGAGAACGACCUCGUUUCGGUGACUUCCGGCUUUGAGUUUUGCUCAACUUCGAAGUUCGGCACUGCAUUAUUCAAAGAGAAUCUAAACGACGUCGUUGACUCCAAUUUCACCGUUUCGAACUCGGAGUCUGUUGUGGACCAAAAGCAGAAGAGCUUCUCCGGUUUAGAUUCUUCGCAACUCGCUUGUGACGAACAGUUCUCAUUUGAGAAAGUCGUCUCUGAUGACUCAUCGAGUCACGAGACUGCGUUUUCUGGGCUGCAAUCAGGUUUUUUCCCGGAAACUUCAGAUUUAGAUUUGUCAGAUUACACUCCUUCUCUUUUCUUCGAUUCUGGAAGCCAAUUCUCAGAGAAAUCGAGCAAUGACUCUCCUACUUCAUUGACUUACUCUCUUUUUCUCGAGUUCAAAGAACAAUUCUCUAGAUCAACCUCGCCUUUAGAUCCUAAAUUUGCCUCACGCGUUGAAGAUGAGCGUCAACUUAAUCAUACAUUGGUGACUUUUGAAGACGAAGAAGACGAGGAGACUUAUAAGAGGUUGAGGGAGAGAGAGAGAAGGCAAGUGUUUUUGCAUGAUUAUGCCGAGGAAUACCGAUUCGCGACUGACUACGGCGAUCUUAUUCUCCAACAACGUUCUUUCAUCGUCCGCUGGAUCGUUGAGCAAUGUACUGCAAAGGAUUUCCAGCAGGAGACAAUAUUCCUUGGAGUUUGCUUGCUUGACAGAUUCCUUAGUAAAGGAUACUUUAAAAGUAGAAGGAGUCUUCAGAUCGUUGGAAUAGCCUGUCUUGCGUUGGCCAUAAGAAUUGAAGAAAAUCAGCCGUAUAACAGUGUGCGGCAAAAGAAUUUUUGCAUGGGAAGCAACACGUACAGCAGAAAUGAAGUGGUGGCCAUGGAAUGGCUGGUGAUGGAGGUUCUCAACUUCCAAUGUUUCCUGCCUACCAUAUAUAACUUCCUGUGGUUCUACCUGAGAGCAGCCAAGGCUGAUGCAGAGGUCGAAAAGCGGGCCAAGUAUCUAGCAGUGCUUGCACUGUCAGACCACGAACAGCUGCGUUAUUGGCCAUCAACUGUUGCGGCCGGGGUCGUCAUAAUGGCUUCUAUGGAUGGCAAUCUACAUGCAUCAUAUCACCAAGUCAUUGAGAUUCAUAUGAGAACCAAAGAUAAUGAUUUGCCUGAAUGCAUGAUGAGCUUGGACUGGUUGGUACAGUAUGUAAACUAGCAUAACGGCAGAGAAAGGAACCUGAACAUCAUUUACCAUUACCACUUUUUCCUCCUCAACAAAAGCAUAUGGUUGGAAGCUAGGUGGCUGAGACCUUAGCAAAGCCCGAUCAACCAGCGGGUACAGGUAACAAAAUUUGCACCCUCCCCCGAAAACCAAAAAAUCGGGUAAUGGAAACAAUAUUCCUUUCCAACUUACUGUUGAAGGAUAGUUGUUGUAAGCUGUUCAUAAUUGUAGUGGAAGCUCAUGUGAAGUAAAAUACACAACUAUAUUUUUUCUGCAUGCUCAAUAACUGCAAAUGCAGUGUUGUGCUAAAAAACAUUUUGUCACUAUGCCUGCAAUGACAAAAUUAUAUAGCUGUAGCAAU